CCACGUCUCCAGUCUCCUCUUCGCUCGCUUCCCAUCGAAGACCAUGGCCAAGCCAUGCAAUCGCUCCCCAUCUCCAAGCUUGCUCGUGGCAGCUCUCAUGGCUGCGCUCGUCCUCCUCUCCCCAGAUGGAGCCCCUGUAGCGGAAGCGGUGAUGUGCAGCGCCACGCAGCUGAGCCCGUGCGUGCCUGCGAUGACCUCAUCCGCACCUCCUUCGGCUCUGUGCUGCAGCAAGAUGCGAGAGCAGAGGCCAUGCCUCUGUGAGUACAUCAGGAACCCUAACCUCCGACAGUACCUCACCUCUGCCGACGGCAGAACGGUCAUGCGCGUCUGCGGCGUUCCGUACCCCACGUGCUAGUGUCCGGAACCCGGAAGCUCCCAUGUUCGAUGCCGCAAUACAAUAAUAUCGUAAAUAAGGAUGCGUGUUGUACUAGUUACUAGUUAAAUCCGUAGAAACAAAGGAACAAACAAGCUUGCUGUAAUAAUUAUGUGAAGUUGAAGAGGUGAA
This is a messenger RNA of Rhodamnia argentea, 505 nucleotides long. RefSeq names its product non-specific lipid-transfer protein 2-like. NCBI's taxonomy places the organism in Eukaryota, Viridiplantae, Streptophyta, Magnoliopsida, Myrtales, Myrtaceae. The transcript has a single exon. The coding region runs from base 44 to 355 and encodes 103 amino acids. The record is from RefSeq and is a predicted model, not a curated record. Gene Ontology annotation, biological process: lipid transport.